AUGGCUAGACAGUUGACUGCAAUUGAUAAACAAAGCAUACAUAAAAUAUGUUCUGGUCAGGUGGUAGUUGAUCUGUCUAUGACAGCUAAAGAACUACUUGAAAACAGUAUUGAUGCUCAAGCAACCAAUAUUGAGUUAAGAUUCAAACAAAACGGACUUGGUGGACUGGAUGUUGUGGACAAUGGUCAUGGAAUUGAUCCAUCAAACUAUGAAUCAUUAGCAUUGAAGUAUUAUACUUCAAAACUAUCAAAGUUUGAAGACCUUGAAUCAGUAAUGACAUUCGGAUUCAGAGGAGAGGCCUUGAGCUCAUUAUGCUCUCUCGCUAAACUCUCUGUCACAACGGCCACAAAAGAGCAAGCUCCAAAAGGCGUUCACCUCGAAUAUAACUCUGACGGAAGAUUAAUAAAGAAAACCACAGUAGUACGCUCUGUGGGAACAACUGUUCAUAUAUCAAAGUUAUUCGAAUCUUUGCCUGUUCGUCACCGUGAACUUCAACGGAACAUUAAACAAGAGUUUAAGAAAGCGAUGGAUCUUGUACAAGCAUAUGCUAUUAUAUCUAAAAACGUAAAGAUUGUAGCGUAUAAUCAGGCUUCAAAAGUAUCAAGCGCACCCAUAAUCUUUACACAAGGGAAUGCAACUGUUCGAGACAACAUUACCGAUAUUUUUGGAGUGAAGGUCUCUUCCCAGACAAUUCCAUUUGCGAUAGAUUUAAAAGAUUACAGUCUAAAUGAACACAAAUCACUCUUAAAUAGACCUUGUAUUGAGGGGCUUGUCUCGAAACCACAGCUUGGCUCUGGAAGAAGCAGUAAGGACAGGCAAUACUUCUUUGUUAACGGAAGACCUUGCAGCUUACCAAAGGCAAGCUAUUUUAAUCUAAUAUUAAACAAUUAUAUCCUUCUCAUAUUCUUUAAUGAAGUCUACCAACGUGAUGUUCCAACUCAGUAUCCUUUUAUUAUUGCUGAUUUGAAGCUUCCGCCAGACAGAUAUGAUGUUAACGUUAGCCCAGACAAAAGAACCAUAUUUCUUCACGAAGAUAACCUUAUUGUCCAGUGUGUCUCUGUAAGUAAAUUAUUAUUUUAUUGUGGCUUUUAA
This is a messenger RNA of Phycomyces blakesleeanus NRRL 1555(-), 1092 nucleotides long. RefSeq lists its product as hypothetical. Gene Ontology annotation, cellular component: MutLalpha complex. Bases 1 to 1092 code for a protein of 363 amino acids. The record is from RefSeq and is a predicted model, not a curated record. Gene Ontology annotation, molecular function: mismatched DNA binding; ATP-dependent DNA damage sensor activity; ATP hydrolysis activity. Gene Ontology annotation, biological process: mismatch repair. Lineage: Eukaryota; Fungi; Mucoromycota; Mucoromycetes; Mucorales; Phycomycetaceae. The transcript has 8 exons.